GACCCUAACCUACAUUUCCACAUUUACCCUCACCAAAACCCCAAAAUUCCAAUCCAAUCCUUUCCUUGAAUCACACUCAUCUUCAUCCCCAAACCCCAACCCUAAACCACCAUUAACGAAUUCAUCACAACAACAACAUCAUUAAACGCUUCGUUUCAAGAAUUUCAAUUCAACAACAAAAAAACACUGAAACGCUGCGUUUCGAGAAUUUUUCAAUUUCAACCUAAAAAUGAGGUCUUCUUCUUCUACAUCGGGUGAAAUCAACAUAGCUAUGAGUGCUCAGAAACUUGAUGUUGAUAAUCGAAUUUCUCUUCGAUUCUAUUAUCGAAUCGCCGAUAACAUACUUCGACAGGCUGAUAUCUUUCGUGCAGAGAGGAAUAUUAUUGACCUAUAUGUCAUGCUUUUAAGAUUUUCUAGUUUGGUAUCUGAGACAAUACCGCGUCACCGGGAGUAUAGGUCAUCUCCAUCAACCAAGAAACAAUCAUUGAAAAAGAGAUUGUUGAUUUCUUUGAAUGAGCUGGAGAAGUUGAAACCGUUAGUCCAGCAAAAGAUCAACGAGCUUAACAGCAGAAAUGCUCACCAACAAAAUGGACGGGGAAAUUUUCAUUCAAAUAAUUCAGUGGAUUUUUCUUCUGCGAAAAAGCAAACUUUGCCUGGUAAUGGCCAAAUAAAGCAGGCAGUAAGAGAAACUGCUAAGGAGUUUGUUUACCAAGGAUCAAGUGGCCAACAGUUCACUUAUGUUAGACCUGUGGAAGAGCAAGUGCGAAGACUAUCUCUAACUCUGCCACCUCCAAAGCAAGAAACUCUGUCUAGACAUUCUAUCUUUGGUCCGAAUGGGCUUAAUGGGCAGUGGCGGCCACCUACUACUGGUACAGGGAUCAGGUAUCCAACUAACAUAGAUCUGUCUCCAGUUGAACUACCAAGCCUACAACGUCCCUUGGAAGAUGCAUCUUCGAGUAAUAAAGAUAAUAGCAUUGAAGAACUCCAUAAAUUAGAUUUAAAUUCAAUUCCUACUGAUAGUGAAGACAGCCAGCCCCAGCGUGCUCAGGAAUCUCCUUCUCUCAUCUCUUUUGAAGAAACAGACACCUCUGCUCAAGUAGAACUUAUCAGACAACCUUCUCCUCCACCCGUACUUGCUGAAGUGCAUGAUUUGGUUCCUGCAGUAUCGCCUCACGUUAAUGAGGCAGGAUGCAAGACAGAGAUUCCAUCAUCUGAUAGUUGUGUUCGUGCCGAGUCUCCCCUGCAACUGCACAUUUCAACAGCUUUGAUGGAGAAUUUUAUGAAACUUGCCAAGUCAAAUACUAAGAAAAAUUUGGAGACUUGUGGUGUCCUUGCUGGUUUGCUUAAAAACAGAAAAUUUUAUAUUACUGCUCUAAUAAUCCCCAAGCAGGAGUCAACAUCAGAUUCUUGUCAGACUACACAUGAAGAGGAAAUAUUUGAAGUGCAGGAUAAAAGAUCACUUUUCCCCCUUGGGUGGAUCCAUACACAUCCUACUCAAUCUUGUUUCAUGUCAUCAAUUGAUCUGCACACCCAUUACUCAUAUCAGAUUAUGCUGCCAGAGUCUGUUGCAAUAGUCAUGGCGCCAACGGAUAGGUCAAGAAACCAUGGCAUUUUCCGGCUGACAACCCCUGGUGGAAUGUCUGUUAUUAAACAAUGUGAUCAACGCGGCUUCCAUCCACAUAAUCAACCUCCAGAUGGUGGUCCUAUUUACAACACAUGUACAGAUGUUUACAUGAACCCAGAUUUAAAAUUUGAAGUCAUUGAUCUUCGGUGAUCAUAAAAGUUUUGUUUACAUACCCUUUCAUUGUGUGUAUAUAUAUAUAUAAACCAUGAUUUCUAUUUUCUUCUAUAUAUAGUUUUGAAUUUUUCCAUUAAAUCAGCUGUGUCCAUAAAUCAUGUUUGGCUGUGUUUGUAAAUGUAAAUAAAUCUUUGCUUGUUGGAAUGGCUCUUCUUUCUUUGGAUCACAACUUAUUUUGACUAAA
Messenger RNA from Medicago truncatula (barrel medic), 1982 nucleotides. RefSeq names its product AMSH-like ubiquitin thioesterase 1. NCBI's taxonomy places the organism in Eukaryota, Viridiplantae, Streptophyta, Magnoliopsida, Fabales, Fabaceae. Gene Ontology annotation, molecular function: metal-dependent deubiquitinase activity; protein binding; K63-linked deubiquitinase activity. The coding region runs from base 230 to 1774 and encodes 514 amino acids. The record is from RefSeq and is a predicted model, not a curated record. Gene Ontology annotation, biological process: protein K48-linked deubiquitination; protein K63-linked deubiquitination. Gene Ontology annotation, cellular component: membrane; endosome. The transcript has 14 exons.